Molecule: messenger RNA, 965 nt
Organism: Mercurialis annua (annual mercury)
Lineage: Eukaryota; Viridiplantae; Streptophyta; Magnoliopsida; Malpighiales; Euphorbiaceae
Exons: 2
Coding region: 6-878 (290 amino acids)
Source: RefSeq, a predicted model, not a curated record
CGUACAUGGAGGAUCGUCGGGAUGUCACUCUUCCACCGCCUGAGCCAGCAAUCCCGGCAUUUGUACUGCCUCCUCUCCCUCCUUUGACGGUUGACUUGGAUUCCAUUCACGGUCGUCGUAGACAACGGCCUACACCACGCCAGCCUCGCCAGCGGCCAGAUCAGCCUAUACCGCCCCCUGUGUACUAUCAUUACGAUGCAGGAGAGAGCUCGCAGACACGACAGAACUAUUGCGGGCCUACUCAGUUUCAGGGUGACGGUUCACAGUUUCAGCAGCACUCGCAGGUCCCUCCGACCUCAUCGUUUCCGGUACCACCGUCAUCCGGGCCGUUCUUUUACUCCUCUGAACAGACGCCGUAUACCACUCAUCUGACAGAGCCGGCUCAGUAUCGACAGGCUACACCACCCCCAUUUCAGGCACCUCAGCAUGGUCAACCUUCUACCCCCUCUGAUCAGGGUUACCGGCCCGUGUUUUCUUGGCUCGAUCAACCGUCAGCGUCACAUUCGCGUCCCUCCCCUUCCACCCCGGUCGCGGAUCCGUCGCAGAUGUUUUUUUCGAUAUCAGAGGCUUGGUUGAACAAUCCAGGUCUCGGGGAGGGGGGCUCUUUCGAGGCGUUACAGUCCGGUAGUAUUCAGUUUUCGGGUCCGUCCUUCAGCCUCCUUCCGCAGUCACAGGAGGCACCGACUACUGCACCGGCUGCAGAUGAUCAGGAGCUAUCCCUAGACGAUGAUCACGAGAGCGAGGGCGCGCCAGGUGACAGACCGGGUGAUAGACAGUAUCGCGAUCUUACUGAGAGCAGUCUGCGCCGCAGGCAAGAUAUGGGGUACGAUAUGAGGACUCAACUGGAGAAGAACACUAGAUAUCGAGAUUAUUUAUGAUUUUGUUAUUUUUGUAGACACUUUAAAUUUUGUAAUCCUACUUUAUUUUAUCGACUAUUCCGUAUUAUUAUAUCGUUCAUCAUUUUA